CAGCCUCUCCCUGCCCCUCAACCCCCUUCGUCCCAUUCCAUACCCGCCUAUCCCAAUCAGACGCGUACUCUGUCCCCUGCACCACCCUACGACUCGGCCCUACCUGAUCCUUAUCAGCGUACAAGAGAUCUUGUCUAUGGUCCUUCUGGUGCCGCUCAACAUCAGCCGCAUUACACCCAUCCAGCCCCCUAUCCGCCGUUAUCACCUCCGCAUCCGACGACCACUCAGCCUGACCAGCGAUCAAGACUUCCGUUUUUUGAAGCUGCACUGGCCCGUUCCAGAGAUGGUCACACAAAUGCUCAAACGUGGACUACCGGUCCCACUACACAAACUGCCCCGUAUCAGCUGGCCCCCAGCUAUCUACCACCCACGGAUCCCAACCAUCCGAACCUCGCAGUGGGCUUGUUUCAGUCCAGCACCGUCCGAUUCGCCGCGAGUGCCCCGGAGGAAACCUUGAGAGCUGGGUCGAGAUCACCUUCUCCGGGCAUGGACGAAAGCUUCGAACACACCUAUCACUUCGAUGAUCGUGAUGAUCUUACCGGUGACGUGGAAAAGGCGCUGUUGUCCUCUCAGGCGAAUGAUCACGACCAAAAGGGGAUGGACGAUAAACUGUGGAACGAAAAGCUCUCGACAUUUGGACUGCUCGGAAAUGGACAAGAGGGUGAUCUGUCUCUUCCUCCUUUCACUGGACAUGGCGAUUCUUUCGAGGCACUUCAGACCUUUGAACAAGAUCUGGCCGCUUCGUCCACUCAGCAUUUUGGACCCGCCCCAACAGGACGUGUAGGCCGUAGGACUCAGAAUGCCCGGAGGAUCAAGCAGACUGCGACUUUGGAUGAGAAUGGUUUUUUUGCCGUCGACAUGCCGAUUCCGACCCGCUUGGCUCAGUUCCUCCCCGUGAAAGGCGUCGAGGAGCAGAAAAGCACUCGCUACACCGCGGUGACCACUGAUCCUGACGGUAUCCCCACUUCCGGUCUGAGGCUCCGUCAAAACACUUUCGAUCCACCAAGACAGACAGAACUUUUCAUCGUCAUCACGAUGUAUAACGAAGACGCAGAGUUGUUCUGCAGGACGCUUUACGGAGUGAUGAAAAACAUCGCCCAUCUCUGUGCUCGCAAAAAUUCACGAAUCUGGGGCAAGGAUGGCUGGCAGAAGGUGGUGGUCUGCAUAGUUGCGGACGGUCGUAAGGCCGUGAACCCUCGAGUGCUCGAUUGCUUGGCUGCUCUUGGUGUGUUUCAGGAGGGUGCAAUGACCAACUUCGUGAAAGAACGGCCAGUCACAGCACAUGUCUUCGAAUACACGACUAGCUUUGCUCUCAAUGGAGAUCUUCAAUUCAAGUAUCCAGACAGAGGAAUUGUGCCGUGCCAGAUCAUCUUCUGUAUGAAGGAAAAGAACGCCAAGAAGAUCAACUCGCACAGAUGGUUCUUCAAUCUCGCCCCAUUACUUUCUCCCAACGUGUGUGUUUUGCUGGACGUCGGCACCCGUCCUGCUCCGAAAUCUCUCUAUUACUUAUGGAAGGCCUUUGACCUCAACUCCAAGGUCGGCGGUGCUUGCGGGGAGAUAGCUACAUUUAAAGGGAAGACAUGGAGAAGUCUGCUGAAUCCCUUGGUGGCCGCGCAAUGCUUCGAGUACAAGAUGUCCAAUAUUCUUGACAAACCGAUGGAAAGUCUGUUCGGCUACUGUACUGUGCUUCCUGGAGCAUUCUCUGCCUAUCGAUGGAUCGCUCUCCAGAACAACCCGGAUGGCACCGGCCCUCUCGCCUCGUAUUUCCAAGGAGAACAGCUAGGUACGGGCAAAGCUGAUACUUUUACAGCCAACAUGUACCUAGCGGAGGACCGCAUAUUGUGUUUUGAGAUCGUUGCCAAGAGCAAAGCCAAUUGGAUUCUGAAAUUCGUCAAAUCCGCUGUUGGAGAGACAGACUGCCCUGAUACAAUUCCUGAGUUUAUCGCUCAGCGUCGACGGUGGCUGAACGGCUCACUCUUUGCUGCGGUGUAUUCGCUCAUCCACGUCAUGCAGAUCUGGCGGUCCGAUCACUCCCUCCUGCGAAAGAGUGCUCUCAUGCUGGAAUCUCUGUACAACGCACUCAACUUGGUAUUCACAUGGGUAGCCAAUUUUUACAUUUUUUUCGUCAUUCUCACAAGCGCUCUCGAGGGCAGCACCUUCAAUAUUCCGCACAUCGGUAUCUUAAAUAGCAUCGCACAAUACGGGUAUCUGGGCGCGCUGGUCGCGUGUUUUAUCUUUGGUAUGGGAAAUCGACCUCAAGGGUCUCCUUGGAAAUACAAAUUUACUAUCUACUUCUUCGCCAUCCUCACCACUUAUAUGCUCGUCUGUGCUGUACUAUGCGCUGCACAGGCCGUCAAACAAUUCAAUCAGCCUAUCUUCGCUCGCAUGGUCGUCUCUCUUGCCUCCACUUAUGGCAUCUUUAUUGUAUCAAGCAUCUUGGCCCUUGAUCCAUGGCAUUUGAUUACCUGUUUUGCUCAAUAUAUCCUCUUCUCUCCUAGUGAGUUACCGUUCCCGCCUAUGUUCCAGUAUGCGUAUUCAAAUCUUCAUGAUCUCUCUUGGGGCACAAAAGGGGCCGAUUCUCAAGCCAUUGAUUUGGGAGCCGUCCAAGGAAUUGGACGGCACGUAGAAGUCGAGCUCGUUUCUGCCCAACAAGACAUCGACGUCGCGUACCAAGACGCUCUUGAUAACAUCCGACUAAAGAGGGCUCGAGUAGACGUUGACGAGAACGCUCCUAAAAAAGAUCAGUCGGAACAACGCCAGAAGGACAUCUAUGCCAAUUUCCGAACGAAUCUACUACUCUGUUGGUCACUUUCAAAUGCGUUGCUGGCCAGCGUGAUCCUCUCCGGAGGCAAUGCGCAGGGAACUUUUGAUGGUUCUGGGCAGAGCCGGACAGCAAUCUAUAUGCUGAUUAUCUUGGUCUUUGUGGCUGGCAUGGCCAUGUUCAGGUUUAUCUGCUCCACUUUGUAUUUGAUAUUGAGAUUAUUC
Molecule: messenger RNA, 2985 nt
Organism: Tremella mesenterica DSM 1558
Lineage: Eukaryota; Fungi; Basidiomycota; Tremellomycetes; Tremellales; Tremellaceae
Exons: 25
Cellular component (GO): cell septum; cell periphery
Molecular function (GO): chitin synthase activity
Source: RefSeq, a predicted model, not a curated record